This is a messenger RNA of Pteropus alecto (black flying fox), 3209 nucleotides long. It is a transcript of the gene MED7, whose product is annotated as mediator complex subunit 7. Gene Ontology annotation, cellular component: mediator complex. The coding region runs from base 170 to 871 and encodes 233 amino acids. Lineage: Eukaryota; Metazoa; Chordata; Mammalia; Chiroptera; Pteropodidae. Gene Ontology annotation, biological process: regulation of transcription by RNA polymerase II. The transcript is spliced from 2 exons. The record is from RefSeq and is a predicted model, not a curated record. Gene Ontology annotation, molecular function: transcription coregulator activity.
CUGUCUGAGGCGGGACUAGCGCUUCGGUUAAAGGACAGCUCUUUCAGUCAAUGAACGGACAGCAUCAGUGGCUUCCUCCUGGCGGAGGACGCCGGAAGUCGGAUUUCUGGUGCGGUGCGGAAGGCCACUACAAGAGUAAACCCUGGGAUCAGGUUCUUGAUCUUCCACAAUGGGUGAACCACAGCAAGUGAGUGCCCUUCCACCACCUCCAAUGCAAUACAUCAAAGAGUAUACAGAUGAAAACAUUCAGGAAGGCCUAGCUCCUAGGCCUCCACCUCCAAUAAAAGACAGUUAUAUGAUGUUUGGCAACCAGUUCCAGUGUGAUGAUCUUAUCAUCCGCCCUUUAGAGAGUCAGGGCAUUGAACGACUUCAUCCUAUGCAGUUUGAUCACAAGAAAGAACUCAGAAAACUCAAUAUGUCUAUCCUUAUUAAUUUCUUAGACCUCUUAGAUAUCUUGAUAAGGAGCCCUGGGAGUAUAAAAAGAGAAGAAAAGCUAGAAGACCUUAAGCUGCUUUUUGUACAUGUCCAUCAUCUCAUAAAUGAAUACCGACCCCACCAAGCAAGAGAGACCUUGAGAGUCAUGAUGGAGGUGCAGAAACGUCAACGCCUUGAAACAGCUGAGAGGUUUCAAAAGCAUCUGGAACGAGUCAUUGAAAUGAUUCAAAAUUGCUUGGCAUCUUUGCCUGAUGAUUUGCCUCAUUCAGAAGCGGGGAUGAGAGUAAAAAGUGAACCGAUGGAUGCUGAUGAUAGCAACAAUUGUAUUGGACAGAGUGAACAACAAAGAGAAAAUUCAGGUCAUCGAAGAGAUCAGAUUAUAGAGAAAGAUGCUGCCUUGUGUGUUCUAAUUGAUGAGAUGAAUGAAAGACCGUGAAAGAUGUUUGUCUUUUUUUUCCUUUCAGUAAAUAGCAUCAUAUAGUAGUUAAUUUGCUCUAGGAGAAUCUUAAAAGAGAUAUAACUAGUAGUUAUAUAAAUGGCUUCACUCUCCAACAAUUUUCUCAGUUAUGAGAUUUCCCAGGCAGUAAUUUCACUUUAUGCCAAGCAUAGGCAUGGAUGGCUAUGUUAAGAUUAAUCAACUUAAUCAAAGUACUGCUGUUGUGUGGAACAUUCCUGUUUUUGGAGUUGCAGUAAACGUUGAAGAUAAUCCUCAGUAAUAGCAAGCUUUCAUUCUUGAAAAGUAGAUCUGUUAUUUGUUUUAAGAAUGAUAGAUAAAUAAAGAAUAUCAAGCUGUAUAAAUGUGAAAUUAUGAAAUUUAAAUUUUGUUUAAAAAUCUGCUUAAUCUCUAAAGUAUCAUAACAUGUUAAAAGAGAGGAACUCCAUAGAGUUAUAAAACAGCAAUUUUAUUUUUCCUCUUGACUGCCCCUGUAAACAAGCAAUAUCUCAGCCUCUUGCCUUUAUCCUGGAUAGGUCUUAUGACUUUUUUCAGUCAUUAAGUUUUUUGAUCCCUUUUGGUUAUAAACAUUCAUUUUAGUAAUUAAAAUGUUUAUAUAAUUAGCUAUACAUUUCCUUUAAAGUUAAACUCAGAUUUGCUUAAGGCUAGAAGCCUGCAAUGGGAAGGGGGUUUGGUGGCAGAAACUAUUAGAUGUUCACUGGAGAUUCUUUCUCCCCUCAGAUGUUGCUGAAAUAAGGCUGCCUUGCCAUGGACUACAUGUCUCCACUCCCCUUGCAUCUAUGGAAGGCCAUGUGACUGAGUUCUUAGCCGUGGAAUAUGGGUGUAGAAAUCCAGGCCUGCCCCAUACUUGGAUGAUCCUCUAUUCUCAUCCACUGGUUGGAUGGCCACACCCAGGACCACUUUGGAAGCCAUCUUGAAGAUGGUAAAGAUUAUCAGUUUGGAUCCUUGAAUGACUGAGGACUAGGCCUCCUUUUCAUUAACUGUAACCUCCGCAUCCCCAGCUGAUUUGACUUUAUGUGGGCAAGAAUUGGCCUUGUUUUAAUCACUGAGAUUUUAUUUCUGUGUUUUUUUAUGCCCUCCAACUUCACCACCAAAGUCUUGGUAGAGAGUCUGCUUUGUAUAUGAGGCUCUCUGUUGGCCUUUCUGUUAAUGUAGGCCAAUGGCUCUCAAAGUGUAGUCCUGAACCAGCAGCAUCAGAAUCACUUGGGAAUUUGUUAGAAAUGCAGAUUCUUAGGCUUCACCCUAGAAAUACUAAAACGCUAGGGGUCGUGCCCAACAAGAUAUUGUUUAACAAGCCCUCAGGUGUUUCUGAUGCACACUCAAAAUUUAAGAAUCACUGAUAAGGUAAUGCCUUUUCCCAGAUGUUCACUUUGAUUCUUCACUCAGUCCCUGGUUUCCAGUAUAUCAUCCUUAAGAAAUUUGCUCUGUUAGGGUCUCCAGCCCUAGAGUUAACAAAGACCAUUUUAAAGUGGCCACAGGUCAACUCUGUAUGUGAAACACUCAUCCUUUUUUUCAGAAAUAGGAGUGUAGACUGUUCCCAAGUAGAUCCUCUCUAUUAGAUAAACAGCUAGUUUGCAAGUCUGAUUUUUUUCUGGUAUGUGUUUGGUGUAGAUCUUUGGGCUCCAGAGACUCCAGAGGACACAGUCCAGUCUCUCUUAAGCUUCAGUUGAGUGGGGAGGGGAGCCCCUCCAUUUGGGGGAGCAAGCGAGACAUUGUGUAACACUCGAGCAACUCUCCAAACAUGUCUUUAUUUCUUUGACCUCAACCCUUUUAUAUCCUUGAGGAUAUUGAGCUAAGAGGUACAAAACCAAUUUUUGGCUGCUGUGUGGGAAAAAAACAUUGAAACAAUGUUGCUCAAGAGUCACAACAUUUGUAUAUGAAUUUGUGUGUUGGGAGAGAAGCGAUUAAAAUUCUAAGAAUCUUAAAUUGUGACUGAGAGGAUUGGAUCUUGCUAGUCUUUUAAAAAAAGUUUUGAUGUGUACUAUUAUAGUGGAAUGAAGGAGCACUAGUGGGCUGAUAGUCACAAGCUUAGAAGUUUUAUAUAAAGUCUUCCAAUCUUGGGAAGGUUAAAAUAACCUCUCUGCACACCUGUUUAUAAUGAAUAUUCCUGAUAGGUUGAUUCCUCAAAGUGAAAUGCCUGGGUACCCUUUAAAAUUACCAAUCUAGGCCCCAAACUACAGAGAUUAUUUCCUUGUUCUGAAGUGGGGCCUUGGCAUUGGUUUUAAGAAUCUCUAGAUUACUGUGCAGUGGGUUAAAGGAAUGUUGUUAGUCUGUACUCUCCUCUUGAACUAAUUUAAUAAAAAAGAUGAAUUUGUUGAUA